This is a messenger RNA of Cutaneotrichosporon oleaginosum, 1829 nucleotides long. RefSeq lists its product as uncharacterized. Lineage: Eukaryota; Fungi; Basidiomycota; Tremellomycetes; Trichosporonales; Trichosporonaceae. The record is from RefSeq and is a predicted model, not a curated record.
UCAUCUCUUCGUCUCUUCAUCUCUCCAUCUCUUCAUUUGCCAUCCUGCCGUCUUGAUCUCAUCGCGCGAUGACAACCAACCCCUCACCCCUCGCCACCAUCCCCUUCGACGUCUUCGAAGCCCUCUCCCUCGUCACUCCCGACGACGACCUCCUCGCCCUCUCCCUCACAUGUCGCGCGCUGUGGGCCCAAGCUAUGUCUGGCGUCGUCGACUUGCAAAGAACCCACACUGCCCACCACAUCUCCUGGCGUCCUCGCCGCCCUUGUCAUCUGCGCCCUCCCCCACCCGUUCUCCAGUUGCUCACUCUUCCUUAUCCACCACCUUGCCCCACGGACUAACGCCCUCACGCCUCUACUUCGGCCUCAAGCAUCCGCGCGUGUUUAGCUGGGGCACGCACGCGAAACACCUCCUGGAGCAGGACCACGCGGCCGAGUCGCUCUUCAGCCAGAGCGUGGACGUCGUCUGCCCCGUCGAUGUGACGACGAGAUUCGUGAGCCACCCCCCGCUGAUCGCGCUCGCGGAUGUGGAUACCCGUCUUGUAGCGACGGACGCGGCGGGCGGCCUGUGGGAGUGGGAUCGGGCGCGCGGCAUGCCCGGGCGCCCGACGAGGGUUUGGCUGACGACGCCCGUGGCGGAAGUCGCGAGCGGCAAGGGCGCGUAUCUCGUGCGCGAUGUAGACGGUGGCGUGUGGGCCUUUGAAAGGCAAAAUGUGGGGCGACGUCGCAUCGCCGUCCCGCCAGCGACGCAGAUCGCAUUCGGCGACGGCGUGUAUGCCGCAAUGGCCGCGCUUUGCGGCAGCGAUAUCUGGGUGUGGCACGAGAACCGCGUGCCCAUUGGUGUGUUGGACCAGGAGCGCGACGACCGGAUCCCGUCGCGUAUGCGGCGGCCUCCGCCGCGCUCAGCGUGGCUCGGCUGGUCGCGGGACGGAACGGUCCCGCGCACGAACCGCGCCCUGUUCGAAGAGCAGUGGGCGGAGCGCGGGGGCGAGCCGUCCACGUCUCCGGCGUCCAAGCGUCUCGCCAGCGCCUCCAGCUCUACCUCGGAAGACUCUAACUCCAACUGCUCAGAGCAGGGCGAGCGCGUAGUCCGCAUCGCGUGCGGCUGGUCCGACGUGCUAGCUCUCAAAGCGAACGGCGAAGUGUGGCUCUGCGACUCGCUGAGCACCUCGUGGGUCUUUCUACCCCAUUUCUCGCGUCCCGACAACUACGACAUCGCCAUGAGCUUUUCGAGGCUCGCCGUCUUUGCUGCGUCAGACCCCUGGCCGCUCUUCGGCACAGACUUCGGGGGUCGAGGCACCAAUCCGCACCCGCCGCUCGCGUUGUGGCAAGGCGCGCCGCCCCCUGCGCGUGUCGUGCGUAUCCACGUGGCCGGCGACCACUGCGUCGCGCUUGGCAAGGACGGGAAAGUGUACUCGUGGGGCGAACACCUCCUCGCCCGCCCGAUGGGGUUCUCGGAAGGAUGUGCAGAGCGCGUGUGGUUCAGUGAGCCAGAGAAGGAAGAGCCGUUCGUCAUCGAUGUUUGUGGGAGCGCGGCGCUCGCACUCGGCGACGGGUGUCCCCGACGCCGGAGGCGGAAGGGGAGGGAGACGCAGGCGAAAGAGGCGGUUUCGGCGCCGCCGCGGCGCGGGCUGCGAGCGCGGCUCCUGCAGAUGCUGUGGUAGCAAGAGAUUGUGGUUGACUUGACGGGCACGUGUGCCACUAUUAGCGCGGUGCUGCCUGCAGCGCAGGAAACCCCGGUGUCGCGGCCAUCAGAGUCUGACCAUUGACAGUUGGACGCCCAUUGGCGAUGCCAAAGCCGUGUUGCGACGCUCUGAGAGGCGACGAUACUUC